AGGACGAACCGGUGCAAGAGGGAGGCGCUCCGUUACUCACUCCCGCAGACAAAACCCCGCGGCCGGCACAGCUAUAAGAGUUUAGCAGGCUACCGGCAGAUCGACGCAGCCUUCAAGCCAGAAGUGGAUUUCUUCAAGAAGACGCCUGCGCGAACCAUGGCGGACUGUGGUCUGAGUCUCGAGAAAAUCUCCUCUUUCUCCAAGAAUCUGAAAUCUGAACAAUGCUACAUACUAGCACAGAAUGUUUCCACGUGCAAUGAUCCAUUGGAAGUUUGUCUGCACAGAAAGACAGUGCAGGACACUAAUCAUGUUUUUCAACAUGUCAUUCCUGCAGAGGGUAAACCUGUGACCAACCAGAAGAAUUCAGGAAGGUGCUGGAUAUUCUCUUGUCUGAACGUGAUGCGACUUCCAUUUAUGAAAAAAUUCAAUAUAGAAGAAUUUGAAUUCAGCCAGUCCUAUCUGUUCUUUUGGGAUAAGAUAGAACGCUUCUAUUUUUUUCUUCAUGUAUUUGUGGAAACAGCCCAGCGUGAAGAACCAGUAGAUGGACGCUUGGUUCAGUUCUUGCUCUCUAACCCAACCAAUGACGGGGGUCAGUGGGACAUGCUGACUAAUCUUAUUGAAAAAUAUGGUGUGAUGCCAAAAAAGUGCUUCCCAGAAUCUCACAGCUCUGAGGCAUCUAGGCGAAUGAAUGAAAUCCUAAACCAUAAGAUGAGAGAAUAUUGUCUACGAUUGAGGAACAUGGUAACCAGCCAAGCAUUCAAAACUGAAAUUUCAGAUGCCAUUGAUGGCAUGAUGGAGGAGGUUUAUCGAGUGGUGAAUAUUUGCCUUGGUAGCCCUCCUGAAUCAUUUACUUGGGAAUACCGGGACAAGGAGAAAAACUUCCAUAGGAUUGGACCACUAACCCCCCUGGAGUUCUAUAGAGAACAUGUUAAGCCGCUAUACAAUGUCGAAGAGAAGAUCUGUUUGGUAAAUGAUCCUCGACCACAGAACCCCUAUGGAAAGCUGUAUAGUGUGGAGUACUUGGGAAACAUGGUUGGUGGGCGGAAGACUCUUUACAACAAUCAGCCCAUUGAGAAGCUCAAGAAAGUGGCAGCUGAUUCCAUCAAAGAGGGCGAGGCGGUAUGGUUUGGCUGCGAUGUCGGAAAACACUUCCAUGGAAAACUGGGCAUUAAUGACAUGAAUGUAUUUAAUCAUGAGCUAGUAUUUGGAAUCUCUGUGAAGAAUAUGUCUAAGUCAGAGAGGCUAAUAUUUGGGGACUCCUUGAUGACACAUGCCAUGGUCCUAACUGCAGUUACUGACAAGGAGAAUAAGGAAGAUGCUUAUGAGAAAUGGAGAGUUGAAAAUUCUUGGGGAGAUGAUCGAGGAAACAAAGGGUACUUGAUAAUGACUGAUGAGUGGUUCUCGGAGUAUGUGUACGAGGUGGUUGUGGACAAGAAGUUUUGCUCUGCUGAGGUGCUGGAAGUGAUGAAGCAAGAGCCAGUGUUGCUCCCAGCCUGGGAUCCAAUGGGAGCAUUAGCAUGAACCUUUGUAGGAAUUUUUAUUCACCUAUAGACUUUUAAAUAAAAAAAAAAAAGGCUGCCCCAGCCUAAUAAAUUUUAAUAAAAAAGAUGA
Molecule: messenger RNA, 1611 nt
Organism: Erpetoichthys calabaricus (reedfish)
Lineage: Eukaryota; Metazoa; Chordata; Cladistia; Polypteriformes; Polypteridae
Gene: blmh
Product: bleomycin hydrolase
Exons: 12
Coding region: 157-1521 (454 amino acids)
Biological process (GO): response to toxic substance; proteolysis; L-homocysteine catabolic process
Cellular component (GO): cytoplasm
Molecular function (GO): cysteine-type aminopeptidase activity
Source: RefSeq, a predicted model, not a curated record